ACAGCGUUUGUCCACUCGCAGCGCUGUUUUGAUUUUGGACGACGACAUGCACGAUGUGAUAAGAGACAGAAAAGUUGAUAAGUGUCCUAAAUUCUGCGAAAAUGACCGCAAAAAGUACUCAAACUCAAAUAUUUCAAAUUCGAAAACAAAAGUUAUAAAUUGUGCAUAUAGUAACUAUUCUAGUACUCAAUAAUGAACACCACAUAUUUACAUUACUCAAAAAAAUCCAUACUCAUUGGUAAGUUUUGCAAGAAAUACUCUACCCCCUAUCCAAAUCCAUUAUGUCUGUUUUAUCGUCAACAAAACACUGGCGUUCUGUCUCCUUUAAAAAAGUAUGACCUUAAGGUAUCAGAAAAUAAAUUACUUAAUGAUGAAUUCCAAAGAAACAUCAUAUCUAAGUUGGAAAACGUUUACGAAAAUUUGCAAUCCUACAAACCACCGAAGAAAGGUUUCAUGUGGAAGUUCAUUCCUAAGAAGAAACGUAUUCUGAAUCAGCCCAGAGGAAUUUAUUUGUACGGUGCUGUUGGUGGCGGUAAAACCAUGUUGAUGGAUUUAUUCUACAGCUGUUGCAAGAUGGAUGAAAAAAGACGAGUCCAUUUCAACGAAUUUAUGAUUGAAGUCCACUCUCAUAUACAUGAAGUGAAAAAAACGAUGGCAGAACGCGAUCCGAAAUCAGAUAAACCGUCACCAUUUGACCCUAUUCCUCCAGUAGCUGAAUUAAUUAGCAGUAAAACAUGGUUACUGUGUUUUGAUGAAUUUCAGGUCACAGAUAUUGGGGAUGCUAUGAUACUCAAGAGGUUGUUUACCGAAUUAUUCGAUAAUGGAAUUGUGGUUAUUGCUACGAGCAAUAGAGCUCCCGAUGACCUUUACAAAAAUGGAUUGCAAAGAGUGAAUUUUGUACCCUUUAUUCCUAUUUUAAAAGCUCACUGCGAAGUGGCCUGUUUAGACUCCGGUAUUGAUUACAGAAUGAAAAAUAUCGGCGGUGAAAAUCACGCUUAUUUUAUAAAAUCUGACUGUGAUGCGAAUGAGCAAUUGAAUUCAGUUUUUAAAUAUCUCUGUUCUUUAGAAAACGAUAUAGUUCGACCUCGAACGCUCACUUUUAUGGGUAGGAAUGUUACUUUUAAGAAAGCUUGCGGACAAGUCCUAGAUUCUAGUUUUGAUGAGCUUUGUGAUCGACCUUUAGGUGCCAGUGAUUACCUUCAGCUUAGUCAAGCUUUUCAUACUAUUAUUAUUAGAGAUGUGCCUCAACUUCGUUUAGAAUUAAGAAAUCAAGCCAGAAGAUUUAUCACGAUGAUAGAUACUUUCUAUGAUAAUCAUGUAAUUAUUUUCAUCAGUGCUGACGUCCCUAUACAAGUAUUAUUUUCUAAAGAUACUAGUCACGAUACUAGAGAUGAAAUGAGAACGUUGAUGGAUGAUUUGGAUAUUCAGCAUGGAAGCGAGAACGCUUCUUCAAACAUUUUUACUGGACAUGAGGAGUUGUUCGCGUGUGACCGAACGUUAUCACGAUUAUCAGAAAUGCAAACACCCAGUUACAGAGAUCGCGAAAAAUUGAGACAACUUUAAUAAUUGACAAUUUGAAAUUUGAAUUGAACCCACCGACCAUAUAGUUACCUUCAUCAUUUCAUUUUAAUUUAUUUACUAAUUCAUUUCAAUUAAUUUUCCUGGUUCCUGGUAUAUUGUACGGUGUGUGGAAAUAUAUAUUUGUUUUUGUUUA
Molecule: messenger RNA, 1714 nt
Organism: Planococcus citri (citrus mealybug)
Lineage: Eukaryota; Metazoa; Arthropoda; Insecta; Hemiptera; Pseudococcidae
Product: putative ATPase N2B
Exons: 7
Coding region: 193-1563 (456 amino acids)
Cellular component (GO): cytoplasm; mitochondrion
Molecular function (GO): ATP binding; ATP hydrolysis activity
Source: RefSeq, a predicted model, not a curated record